GUUCCUAAAUCUAAACGCUCCCGUUUCAAUACUUCCUCUCAUUUCUGGCAAAUAGACUCUCUCUCUUUUUCUCGCGACAGAAACUACGACAAACCCUAGAAUUUCUAUCCUCUUCGUUUCUUUUUCUUUCUCUGUAAUAAUUGAGCCUCCAUCUUCCGUAUCGACAAGAGAUCGACAUCUUUCAUCUUGAGGAUCAAGAUAAUGGGAGGCCGUAAGAAGCGCAGACAGAAAAAUCAGAGUAAUCAGAAAAAGGAACGACCACAAGAGCAAGAAAAAACAUUGAUCCUGUAGUAGAAGAGCAUGUAGAAGAGCAUAUUGUAGAAGAGCUUUCAGACGGGAACUCAAGUGAUGAUCUAUCUGCUCCAUCUGAGGAAUCCCAACCACUGCCACCUUGUGAUCUCUACUUCAAGAACAUCGAAUACACCAAGACGUGUAAGAUACAGAGCAAGUGCUCUGUGACCAACACGGUGGAUGUCAUCAAAGAGCUUAAGAAUGAGUUGGCCUGGUUUGAAAGGCACCCUCAGUUUAGCCAUUUUUUCCACAUGCCUCGACAAGAAUACUUGAAGCUGCAGGGUAUGUGGAUGCUUCUACUGCGCACUAUUCCCUUAGCCGAAGAAGAGGACACAACUUGGUUUGCAGUUAAUGUAGUACCCAUCCGGUAUUCCAUGAGAGAGCAUGCACUCAUCUCAGGAUUGGACUGCCGUGAUUACCCGCCUAACUAUAAGAAGUUGGGAAGUUUUGAGUUUGUAGAUAGGCAUUUCCAGUCACAUAAGGAGAUCACAAUGAAUUCUGUGAAGACGAAGUUGCUGAGUAUGAGAUCGUGUGGGGAUCGACUCAAGAUGGCCGUGCUAUUCUUCCUAGGCACGAUUCUCAGAGGGAAUCGAAGGUAUAAUGGACGCAUGGACACUUUCAUAUUAAGAGUCGUCAAUGAUUUGGAAGUUUGUGAAACUUUUCCUUGGGGUCGCUUGACAUUUGAAGAUGCCAUCCAUUCGAUUAAUAAAGUGAUGAAGCAUCUCAAGGGGAAACCUAAAAGUAGUGUCAACUUCCCUGGAUUCAUAGUUCCUUUAGAGGUUCUGGCGUUUGAGUGUAUUCCAGCUCUGAAUGCAAGAUAUAGAGAACAAGUACCAGGCUGUAUGAGUAACUGUCCGAGGAUGUGUAAGAAGCAAUUCAUAAGUAACAAUAUGAAGGGUUAUCCACUUGAGGACUUGUACGAGACUGUUGGAGAAACUAUGACAAUCAAAAGUUUUCUGCUUCCUACUCUGGAUGAAGAAACUCUCAUGGCGCGAAUAGUGGAAGACGAGCUAGAGUAUGAUAAGGAAGAUGGACCAAGUAACAUGUGGAGCGCAUGGCUUACUAUAAAAGGGAAGCCUAUCUGGUGGAAGGAGCUCUAUGAGUUAGAUGUGGCUGCAAGAGAGUUUCCUAAGAAGAAAGACAAAGGGAAAGUGUCUGAGGAAGCAUCCUCCUCUAAUGAUGGGUUGGAGAACGUUUUGAAAGGGUUUGAAGAGAGGUUGAUGGCUUCCUUAACUGAAGUGAAUGUGAAGGUGGAGACAAUGGGGAAGCGGCUUGAUGGCAUUGAAAAAAAGCCAACAUGUUUUAAAAGAGAAAGCUAA
This is a messenger RNA of Brassica napus (rape), 1610 nucleotides long. RefSeq lists its product as uncharacterized. Lineage: Eukaryota; Viridiplantae; Streptophyta; Magnoliopsida; Brassicales; Brassicaceae. Bases 543 to 1610 code for a protein of 355 amino acids. The record is from RefSeq and is a predicted model, not a curated record. The transcript has 5 exons.